Tarenaya hassleriana is the source of this 1798-nucleotide messenger RNA. RefSeq names its product probable zinc transporter 12. Gene Ontology annotation, biological process: zinc ion transmembrane transport. The transcript is spliced from 3 exons. Lineage: Eukaryota; Viridiplantae; Streptophyta; Magnoliopsida; Brassicales; Cleomaceae. Bases 170 to 1243 code for a protein of 357 amino acids. Gene Ontology annotation, cellular component: plasma membrane. Gene Ontology annotation, molecular function: zinc ion transmembrane transporter activity. The record is from RefSeq and is a predicted model, not a curated record.
ACAUUUUUGAAACAUAAAAUCUCUUGAGAAAUGGCAAAACAAAAUUUCCAUAACAAAAAUCUCUGCAAAACCUCUAUAUAUUAGCUGUGUAUGUGUGUAUGUACUGUUCAAGAACACUGAGCAGUGCAGAGAGGGAAGAAGGAGCCCUACCUUGUCCCGCAAGCCAAGUAUGGGUCAAUUCCUCAAAACCCUGUUUUCCUCUCUCCUCCUCUGCCUCGCUCUUCUCCCUCUCCUAGCCUCUGCAGAAGAAGAAGAUUGUGAUUCCGGCCAUGGCGGCGGCGGGAACGGAGCAGACAAGGGCAAGGCCUUGAAGUUCAAGAUCGCUGCUAUCUUAUCGAUCUUUAUCGGCGGAGUUUUCGGGGUCUGCCUACCGGUUUUGGGCCGGAAAUUCUCUUUUCUCCGGCCGGAGAGCAACUUCUUCUUCCUCAUCAGAGCCUUCGCCGCCGGAGUGAUUCUGGCCACCGGAUUCAUCCACAUCCUUCCAGACGCCGGCGAGAAUCUCACGAGCCCAUGCCUGGGCGAGGCCCCGUGGGGAGAUUUUCCGAUGUCUGGACUCAUCGCCAUGGCUUCUGCGAUCGUCACCAUGUUGAUUGAGUCCUUCGCCGCCGGUUACUUCCAGAGAUUGCUCUCCGGCGAAAAAAACUCCUUGCCGGUGGUCGCUGGAGGCGGAAAACAGGUGUUGGGGACUGGCGGCGGACAUGAAGGUCAUGUUCAUGUUCACUUACAUGGCUCUACUUUCAAUGAAUCCGGAGAAAUCAAACUGAUCAGGCACAAGAUCGUCACACAGGUACUGGAGUUGGGAAUUGUGGUUCACUCAGUAAUCAUAGGGCUUUCCCUUGGAGCCUCUCAAGAUUUGGACACAAUCAAGCCUCUUCUCGUUGCACUGACAUUCCAUCAGCUCUUUGAGGGCCUCGGCCUCGGCGGCUGCAUCUCCCAGGCGAAGUUCAAAGUAGGAACUAUUGCAACAAUGGUGUUGUUCUUCGCGCUUACAACACCCGUUGGGAUCGGGAUCGGGAUAGGAGUUGCGGAAACGUACAACGAGAACAGCCCGACCGCGUUAAUGGUAUCGGGGAUCCUGAACUCUGCAGCAGCUGGGAUAUUGAUUUACAUGGCGCUCGUGGACUUGUUAGCAGCUGAAUUCAAUGAUCCCAAAGUUCAAGGCAGUUUCAGGAUGCAGAUCAGUUGCAGUCUUUCGCUUCUUCUUGGUGCUGCUGCGAUGUCCCUUUUGGCUAUUUGGGCAUAGAUUCAAUUUUGUCAUCAAAAGCAAUUUUCUUCUCUUUGUUUUUAGGGCAUUUGUUAGGAGCCUGGAGCUUUUUAGUUUCAUUCUUACGUUCUGAUUAUUUUUUCUCCAAUUUUCAAUCUCAUAUAUAUAUAUAUAUAUAUGAAAAGAGUGUUCCUCAAUACUGGGAAAGCUUCAAUCUUUAGCAUUCUAUGACAUAUAUGAACAGAAUUGGAAAUGCAUUGCUUACAACGGGCAUAUAUAUAUAUAUAUGUACAUUAUAAUACACAUAUACACGACAAGAGCAGAUUCUCGAUGUACUUACUGAGAAACCCAAACACAGGUUUUUGUCUGGAAGCUCUGUUGUAGAGACAAGACAAGGAGUGGUGGCAUCAGCCCCUGGACGAAGUCUUUCUCAAAGGACUUUCGGAAAUUCGCUUUUCUGUAAGCUUUCUCGAGAAAGAUCCGAAUUUUUCUAUCAAAGAAAUCUCUUUCAGAUUUUUUUUUCCUAUUUGCAAAAAAAAAAUCCUGUUUUUUCCUGAAAGUUAUUGAGUUUUUCUUCCCAAUCUCAUGACAGAC